Volvox carteri f. nagariensis is the source of this 1890-nucleotide messenger RNA. RefSeq lists its product as uncharacterized. The record is from RefSeq and is a predicted model, not a curated record. Bases 1 to 1890 code for a protein of 629 amino acids. NCBI's taxonomy places the organism in Eukaryota, Viridiplantae, Chlorophyta, Chlorophyceae, Chlamydomonadales, Volvocaceae. The transcript has 11 exons.
AUGGGAUUCAGCUGCUUUCCGUGCUGCUCUGCCCCCCUCGUUCCCGAUGACCACACAGAGCUUAGCAGGGCAGAGCUUAAGCGGCUUUAUGACCGCUCAAUUGCGCUGAAUGGAGGCAAGCUCUAUGUGCACGGUAUCUUUGCACGUGCGAACACACGCAACAAUAAUAAGCGAGUAUACCCCAAGCAAAUCCUUGAGCGGGAGGUCUCGCGGUUCGAGUCCGAGCACAUUCUGCAGGGAACGGCGCUGGGAGAAUUAGACCACCCUAACUAUGCAUCCAAGUACUUCAAAUGUCUAAAUCUGCCCAACGUUAGCCAUCAGGUCCUAGAGGUGACAUGGAAGGGGGACCAGCUGUGGGGCACCAUCGAGGUGUUGCCCACCCCCUCGGGAUUGCUGCUGCGGGAACUCUACUCCCGGUUAUGGCCAUCGACCCAAAUGAGCAUGUGCUCGUACUUUCCAGCCCUUGAGAGCCGCAACCUCGAGAAACGCCCAUUAAUAAUGGACAUGCACAUCUUCACGCAUUUCACAAAACUGAGCUAUGGUGUCAAGCUGGGUGUGUCGUCGCGCGGCUGGGCUUCCCUGCGCUCGGAUCCCAGCUCCAAGUGCGUCUUUGUGGACGAUGACUUUGAGCUCAUCACGUUUGACUUUGUGACAGAGCCCUCCACGCGGGGCGCGUACCUGGCGCCAGUGCAGCGGAGGUACAAACGCCCGGUACCGGACCAGUCCAAGGUUAUUGCCAUCUCGCAUCUGGGCCAUGGCGUGGUAGCAAUGGAAAAGGUGGCGCGUGUCCCUGGGCCGGCGGUGCUCGUGCAGCGGAUAGCGGACUUGCAGCGCGCUUCCGCAGCGGCCGUCAACCAAAUGCUGUUGCCCGGCGCACCUUUGGCUUGUGGUCCGGGUGUGUUACAGCAAGUGAUGCCUCCCUCCUUCAAGCCUAGCAGCCUGGACAAUCUGCUUUGUUACGGGCACUAUGUCGUGCACCAGUCUGCCCCCUACCUGGACCGCGAACAGCACGCCCGGGACUACAGAGCCCAUCUGGUCAUAUUCACCGCGCGGGCGCAUUUGGCGGACGAGCGGAUGUGUGCGGGGACCAUGAGUCGAAGUGACAUUGACAACGUGAUCCUGAACAAGCUAGUGACCAAGGACGCGUUCGACCCCGCGUCCACCUCAUUUGCCACGCGUUUGGAUCAGCCAGCAGCGCGCUUUGGCGGCAUCGGCGGGGCUAUGGGCGGAACUUCCGGCGCGGGCGCCGCCGCGACCCUUGGUGCAGACGGCGUCGGCGUGCGCAUGGUGGGCGGCGGCAUGGCCGCGGCCGCGGCGGAGACUCAGGGCCCGCCGGGCUUGGAUGCAUCGUACGCUGUCGUACACGCGGCCGCUGCACAGCGACCUGGCGCGACGGGCGGCGAUCUAGAGUCGUGGGCCAUGCAUCCGCACGUCCUCAAUGCGAAUUGCUGCGCGCCAGAUACUGCGACCGGCGGCGGCGGCGGCGCCGGGGCUGGUCUCGCCACGAGCUCGGCGGCAUCAGCGAAUCAGCAGCGACCAAACCACGCGGCGCCGGGGUGCGGCAAUGGAGCAAAUGGCGGGACGGCAGGUGUGGUCAGAGUUCUGCCAGUCGUGGUUCCUGCCAGCGGCAACAACACGGGCGCAAUGAGCAAGCAGCAGGCGGGGGGCCUCAGGCCGGGGUUAGCCGCCUGCGGACCGGGCGGGGGGGCCUUCAGCGGCAACAGCGGUGAGGAUGAGCAGGUGCGGGCGUGGCUCAGGCAGCUACCAGGCGGGGAGAGCCUGGCGCCGGGUUUCCUGGAGAUUCGCUCCUCGCUCGUGAGCUUUGCGGAGUUGUACCAACUCCACCAGAAGCGCGUAGAGGCAGCACUGCUGAAGCAGGCGCUGGCGUAG